Messenger RNA from Zophobas morio, 675 nucleotides. Its product is annotated as ganglioside GM2 activator-like. The transcript has 4 exons. The record is from RefSeq and is a predicted model, not a curated record. NCBI's taxonomy places the organism in Eukaryota, Metazoa, Arthropoda, Insecta, Coleoptera, Tenebrionidae. Bases 42 to 614 code for a protein of 190 amino acids. Gene Ontology annotation, biological process: ganglioside catabolic process; lipid transport. Gene Ontology annotation, molecular function: enzyme activator activity; lipid carrier activity. Gene Ontology annotation, cellular component: cytoplasmic side of plasma membrane.
AUCGCGUUUAUUUUAUUAGCGUAGUGACGUUUUCUUAAAGAAUGAAGUCUCCGUACUUAAUUGUUUUAUUCUAUUUACUGUUUGCUGUAUUGGGUAUGAAAAUAAAAAAUUAUAACUCGAUGCAAAUAAAAGAUUUAAAAAUUACAAAGUGUGAUAAGAAAGACUAUCCGCUCACUGUAAACAAUGUCACGGUUCAGUUUGGGUCAAAACCGCGGGUAAAAGUCAGUGGUUCAUUGAGCACUGAAGUUGACCUUAUUGGCUCCAUUAAGGCGUCUGUCAUAAUAAAACGUAAUGUCUGGGGUUUGUGGAUAGAAGUUCCUUGUGAAGAUAACAUGGGUUCUUGUACUUAUGACAAUUUAUGCGACUAUGGAUAUCCGAAAAAUGAAACUUGCCCGCCGGAUUUUGUCAAAAACAAUGUACCUUGCAGAUGCCCAAUAAAAAAGGGGAAUUACACAAUUUUACCGACAAUCGGACUCCCCGAACAAACUUCCAUUUUGUCGGGUACUUACAAAGGCUCAGUUGAAAUCACGCAACAAGGGAAAUUCCUCGCGUGUUAUAAUCUUUAUUUUGUUCUCUAUGACGAAAGUGACCUCUAUUCUGUGAUUCAAGUAUAGAUAAAAUUUAUAAAAACGUAUUUAUAAAAAAACAACGAAAUAAAUUAUUUUUUUAAUUUAA